AUGUCCACAGCAUAAUAAUUUAAAGAUCUUGGUAAUUAAGCUUUCAAAGAAAAUAAAUUUGAAGAAGCAGCUAAGUUUUAUUCAUAAGCAAUUGAAUUGAAUCCAAAUGAUCACAUACUCUACAGUAAUAGAUCAGGAGCAUAUGCUUCACUAUCUAAAUAUUAAGAAGCUUUAACAGAUGCUGAAAAAUGUAUUUAACUAAAUCCAAAUUUCGCAAAAGGUAUUAUAAUUCUUAAAUUAGGUUACCAAAGAAAAGGAUUAGCCCUACAUUAUCUUGGAGAUUUUGAGAAAGCUGUUGAUACUUAUCAAUAAGGUUUAGCCAAAGAUCCUAAUAAUUCUUUACUUUAAGAGGGUUUGAAAGCUGCCUAGACAGAAUUGUAAGGUACUUAGAACAAUCCAUUUGCUUCUGCAUUGAAGAAUCCAAAUAUUAUAAAACUUCUAGGUAUUCUCUAGAAAGAUCCAAGAACAUCUUCAUUUGCUUCUGAUCCAACAUUUAUGUAAUUAAUUGGUUUAAUGAUCUCUUAACCAUAGAUGGCCAGUUAAUUUAUGUAAACUGAUCCAAGAAUUUCUUCUGCUCUAUCUGUAAUAUUGGAAAAUCCUGAAGCAUAAUCAAUUUUUUUUUCAGAAUUUGCUGGAAAAGUAAAAAAACCAGAAGGUGAAUAAAAAGAUCAUCCUCAAUAAUAAUCAUAAAAAAUGGAAGAGGAACAACCUCAUCCAUAGCCUGAAUAAUAACAUCAUACUCAUUCUGAAUAAAGCUCUUAAAAAUAACAUAAUUAACCACCUCCAAAACCAUAACCUUAAUUUGAAGAAUGGGAAAUACAAAAAAAUUUAGGUAAUGAUGAAUAUAAAAAUAAAAAUUUUGAGAAAGCUCUUUAAUAUUAUAAUGCUGCUCUUUAAUUGAAUAAGGAUGAAGCCUUGUUAUAUAAUAAUAAAGCUGCAGUCUUUAUUGAAUAAAAGCUUUAUGAUUAAGCAUUAGAAGUAAUUGAUGAAGGACUCAAAGUUUUGGAAGUCCAUAGCAGUUUUUAGAAGAAAGCCAAAUUGUUGGCUAGAAAGGCUAAAGUAUUAUCACUAUAAAAUAAAUUUGAUGAAGCAAUUCAAAUGUAUGAAAAAUCAUUAGUAGAAGAUCAUGUGUAAUCUGUGAAAGAUGACUUAAAAAAAUUAUAAAAAAUGAAAUAAGAUGUUGAGGCAUAAAAUUACAUUAACCCUUAAUUAGGGGAAGAAGCAAAUACUAAAGGAGGUGAUGCUUUUAAGGCAGGAAAAUUCCCAGAGGCAAUUCAUUGUUAUAGCGAUGCUAUUAAGAGAAAUCCAAAGGAGCCUAAAUAUUAUUGCAAUAGAGCAACAGCAUAUAUGAAAUUAAUGGAAUUUCCUAAUGCUGUUUCAGACCUUGAAAAAUGUUUAUAAUUAGAUUCAAAAUAUGUUAAGGCCUAUGUUAAAAAAGCAAAUUGUCAUUUUGUUAUGAAAGAAUUCCAUAAAGCAAAAAAUGUUUAUGAAAAGGGAUUAGAACUGGAUCCUAAUAAUUUGGAAAUGUAAUAAGGUCUUGAAAAAGUGAGAUUUUCAAUUUUGUAAGGAGGUGGAUCAGAAGAAGAAUAAUAACAAAGGGCUAAAAGAGCUAUGUAAGAUCCAGAAAUUUAAUAGAUACUUCGAGAACCAGAGGUAUAAUAUAUAUUAAAUAAUUAGGUUAUUAACCUCUUGAAUGAUAUGAAAGAACAUCCUUAGGAUGGAUUAAAAGCAAUAAAAUAGAAUCCUUCAUUAGCAGCCAAAAUUGAAAAAUUAAUAGAGGCUGGUGUUUUAAAAACAGGUUGAUA
Molecule: messenger RNA, 1805 nt
Organism: Paramecium pentaurelia
Lineage: Eukaryota; Ciliophora; Oligohymenophorea; Peniculida; Parameciidae
Source: the annotation of a GenBank genome assembly